Quercus robur (English oak) is the source of this 981-nucleotide messenger RNA. RefSeq lists its product as uncharacterized. NCBI's taxonomy places the organism in Eukaryota, Viridiplantae, Streptophyta, Magnoliopsida, Fagales, Fagaceae. The record is from RefSeq and is a predicted model, not a curated record. The transcript is spliced from 3 exons. The coding region runs from base 237 to 587 and encodes 116 amino acids.
UAAAACCUAUUUCUAUCUGUGUCUCUCCUUCAAACGCAAAACUAUUUCUCCCCAAAACAAACCUGAUAAAACCUAUUUCUAUCUCUGUCUCUCCUUCAAACACUGCAGGACCCAUACGCAGGAACCCAAAAACAGAAAAGCCAGACGCAGAUCUUUCUCUCUUCCCCUGCGACGGUAACCGAAUUCAACUACGCCACAAAUGCUCUCUUCCCCUGCGACGGUAACCGAAUUCAACUAUGCCACAAAUGCUUCGCCUCACAACCAACCAACAUCAGACUGCUGGAACGGCUACAGGUUCUUUGACUGUCACAUACAUGUUACAGGGAGGCAUUACUCACCAAGAUUCUGCCGGCCAUAAGGGUACAAUUGGACCCUGUGAUGUGCAGGUAAAGACAUAUUUUGAGUAUGUUGGAAAAAUUUGUUGCAUUUUAAGGUCUUUUAUGAGAAACAAAGAUGGAUUUUUUUUGGUAAAGACAUAUUUUGAGUAUGUUGGAAAAAUUUGUUGUGUUUUAAGGUCUUUUAUGAGAAACAAAGAUGGAUUUUUUUUUGGUUUGAUCUGUAUUGAGUUUCCCCUUUUUACAGUCUAAUUAAAUAUUUGGGUUUGUUUUAGUUUCACUAUUAAUAAAAUAUUUGGAUUUGUUUUGGUUUCAUUAUUAAUGUUCUGGGAUAUCACAUAAAGUUCAAUUUUGUUGUUUUUUCUUUGUUCUGACAUGUGUUAAUUGAUAUAGAAAAAAAAAGAAAAAAAGAAGAGAUUGUUGGCCAAUAAAUGAGGAAGAGCAGGGCAAAGGGAAGAUAGUAUAAAUUGGGGCAUUGCAAAGCCAAUACUCACUUUGAUUGGUAAUCUGGUGCCUUCUUUGUUUACAACAUAAUUUAUAUUUUUUUAGAAUUUGUUAUUCUUAUUCCAUUGAUAUUGUGAGCUAUAGAUGGUUCUCUUAAAAAAGAACCACUAUAGGCAUGAGAAUUACAAAUUGUUUGCAAAGA